AAAAUGGACAAAGAAAACGGUGAUGCUUCAUCCAAACCAGCUGACCUGAAAAUAUCCAAUAUAUCAGUUCAGGUGAUCAAUGUCUCAGGGAAGCUGCCAGGGAGACGCCCACCAAGAAAGCCGGUUGGCAAAGCCAAACCCAACAAGCAAGCCAAGAAGACAGCGCCUUUUUGGAAUGUCCAAAAUAAAAUCAUUCUCUUCACAGUAUUUUUAUUCGUCCUAGCAGUCAUAGCCUGGACACUUCUGUGGCUGUACAUCAGUAAGACAGAAAGCAAAGAUGCUUUUUAUUUUGUUGGGAUGUUUCGUAUCACCAACAUUGAGUUUCUUCCUGAGUACCGGCAGAAGGAGUCCAGGGAAUUUCUUUCUGUGGCGGGGACCGUCCAGCAAGUGGUAAACUUUGUUUACACAACAUCUGCCUUCUCCAAAUUUUAUAAGCAGUCUGUGGUUGCAGAUGUCAGCAGCAACAACAAAGGUGGCCUCCUUGUCCACUUUUGGGUUGUGUUUGUCAUGCCACAUGCCAAGGGCCACAUCUUCUGUGAGGACUGUGUGACAGCCAUCUUGAAGGACUCCAUCCAGACGAGCAUUAUAAACCGAACUUCUGUGGGGAGCUUGCAGGGGCUGGCUGUGGACAUGGACUCUGUGGUACUAAAUGCUGGGCUUCGGUCAGAUUAUUCUUCAACCAUAGGAUCUGACAAAGGCUGCUCUCAGGACUUGUAUGCAGAUCAUCUGUCUCUCCGCUACCCUCUGGAGAUUUCUGCCACCUCAGGGAGGCUCAUGUGUCAUUUCAAACUGGUGGCCAUAGUGGGCUGUCUGAUUCGUCUCUCGAUUGAGUCUAUCCAACUCGAAGCUGACAACUGUGUCACCGACUCCCUGACCAUUUAUGACUCUCUCUUGCCAAUUCGGAGCACCAUCUUGUACAGAAUUUGUGAACCCACAAAAACACUGAUGUCAUUUGUUUCUACAAACAAUCUCAUGUUGGUGACCCUGAAGUCUCCUUAUAUACGGAGGCUAUCAGGAAUCCGGGCAUAUUUUGAGGUCAUUCCAGAACAAAAGUGUGAAAACACAGUGUUGGUCAGAGAAACCACUGGCUUUGAAGGGAAAAUUUCAAGUCCAUACUACCCGAGCUACUAUCCUCCAAAAUGCAAGUGUACCUGGAAAUUUCAGACCCCUCUGUCAACUCUCGGCAUAGCCCUGAGAUUCCAUAACUAUUCAAUCACCAAGAAGAGUAUGAAAGGCUGCGAGCAUGGAUGGUGGGAAAUCAACGAGCACAUGUACUGUGGCACCUACAUGGAUCACCACACGAUUUUCCGAGUGUCCAGCCCUCUGGUUCACAUUCAGUUCCAGUGCAGUUCAAGGCUUUCGGACAAGCCACUGUUGGUAGAAUACGGCAGUUACAACAUCAGUCAACCUUGUCCUGUUGGAUCUUUUAGAUGCUCCUCUGGUUUGUGUGUCCCUCAGGCCCAGCGCUGUGAUGGAGUAAAUGACUGCUUUGAUGAAAGUGAUGAACUUUUCUGUGUGCCUGUUAAACCUGCCUGCAACACCAGCUCCUCCAGGCAGCACGGCCCUCUGGUCUGCGAUGGCUUCAAGGACUGUGAGAAUGGCCAGGAUGAGCAGAACUGCACUCGGAGCAUUCCGUGCACCAACAGAACUUUUAAGUGUGGCAAUAAUAUUUGCUUUAGGAAACAGAAUGCAAAAUGUGAUGGGAUCGUGGAUUGUUCAGAUGGAAGUGAUGAAGUCGGUUGCAGCUGUAGCAGGCGUUCGUCCACUGUCCACCGAGUCGUCGGGGGCACUGACUCCCAGGAGGGGGCUUGGCCAUGGCAGGUCAGCCUCCACUUUGUUGGAUCUGCCUACUGUGGCGCCUCUGUCAUCUCCAGGGAGUGGCUUCUCUCUGCGGCCCACUGUUUCCAUGGAAACAGGUUGUCAGACCCCACACCGUGGACAGCUCACCUUGGGAUGUAUGUGCAGGGGAAUGCCAAGUUUAUUUCCCCAUUGAGAAGGAUCGUGGUCCACGAGUACUACAACAGUCAGACCUUCGACUAUGAUAUUGCUUUGCUACAGCUCAGUGUCGCCUGGCCUGAGACCCUGAAACAGCUCAUUCAGCCAAUCUGUAUUCCUCCUGUUGGCCAGAAAGUGCGCAGUGGGGAGAAGUGCUGGGUUACCGGCUGGGGGCGAAGGCAUGAGGCAGAUAGUAAAGGCUCCCCUGUUUUGCAGCAAGCAGAGGUAGAGCUCAUUGAUCAAACCCUCUGUGUUUCCACCUACGGGAUCAUCACUUCGCGGAUGCUCUGUGCAGGAGUGAUGUCUGGCAAAAGAGAUGCCUGCAAAGGAGACUCCGGUGGACCUUUAUCUUGUCGAAGACAAAGUGAUGGAAAAUGGAUUUUGACUGGCAUUGUUAGCUGGGGUCAUGGAUGUGGAAGAGCAAACUUUCCUGGAGUUUAUACAAGAGUGUCGAACUUUGUUCCCUGGAUUCAUAAAUAUGUCCCUUCUCUUUUAUAAUUGUACUAGUUGUAUUUUUAUCUGUGAUUUAUGUGAUAGAUUCUUUUAAAACAAUGAAAUAAUUAUCAAUAAAAUGUCAUGCAAUUUUUC
Marmota flaviventris (yellow-bellied marmot) is the source of this 2583-nucleotide messenger RNA. RefSeq names its product transmembrane serine protease 7 (gene Tmprss7). The record is from RefSeq and is a predicted model, not a curated record. Gene Ontology annotation, biological process: proteolysis. NCBI's taxonomy places the organism in Eukaryota, Metazoa, Chordata, Mammalia, Rodentia, Sciuridae. Gene Ontology annotation, molecular function: protein binding; serine-type endopeptidase activity.